Messenger RNA from Lachancea thermotolerans CBS 6340, 1803 nucleotides. RefSeq names its product nucleobase cation symporter-1 family protein. Gene Ontology annotation, biological process: transmembrane transport; nucleobase transport. Gene Ontology annotation, molecular function: nucleobase transmembrane transporter activity. The record is from RefSeq and is a predicted model, not a curated record. The transcript has a single exon. Gene Ontology annotation, cellular component: plasma membrane. Lineage: Eukaryota; Fungi; Ascomycota; Saccharomycetes; Saccharomycetales; Saccharomycetaceae. The coding region runs from base 1 to 1803 and encodes 600 amino acids.
AUGCGUGAAACUUAUCGGGAAAACACUGUGAAAAACCUCGGCGUAAAGCACGUUUUGAACGUUCACGAUGUCGAACUGGUGGCGAGAGGCGAUGGAGAGUAUGCACCACAGGGUCACCUCAGUGCUUGGCAAAAAUUUAUCAAACUGAUAGAAGUUCCGCAUGAGGGGAAGCCUCUUUCUUCACUUCGAAACCCUGAUCUCGAACCAAUAUCAUCAAAAGAGCGCACAUGGGGAUUUUGGUCAUAUUUCGCGUACUGGGGUCUUCCUAAUUUUGCAGUGGCAACUUUCUCAACCGGAUCUGCUUUAUUAGCACUUGACUUAAAUAUCCAACAAUCUAUUGGUGCUCUGGUUAUUGCUAAUGUGAUCAUAGCUGGCUUCACAAUAUUAAACUCUAAUCCUGGUAUUAAAUUUCAUAUUGGAUAUACACUCAGUCAGAGAAUGAUUUUCGGAAUUUACGGAUCAUACAUUGGGAUCAUCUUUCGUGUUGGCAUAUCUGUAAUACUUUAUGGCUAUCAAGCAUGGCUUGGAGGACUCUGCAUGAAUAUGGUAUUUGACUCGUUCUCCAAAGGGUACUUGAACAUGAAAAACACGUUUCCAGAAUCGGUUCCUAUGACGACAAAAGACUUUGUGGGCUUUUUCUGUUUUCAACUGAUUCAAAUGCCAUUCGCCUUUGUGAGACCCAGUCGGGUGAAUAUCCCCUCCAUAGUUGCCUGCUUUAUGACGCUUUUUGCUAUCAUUGGGAUGCUUGCUUACCUUGUCUGCAAAAAUGAUGGCCCAGGCCCACUUUAUUACGAAAAUGUCACACUUUCUUUUAGCGAAAGGUCCUGGAUGUGGUUGUAUGCUAUAACAAUUUGGUACAGUGGUGUCUCUCCUGCAGUUGCAAACCAGUCGGACUACUCUCGCUUUGCUUCAGGAGAGCUGUCUUGUUAUCUGGGUCUCUUUUUUGGCACAGUUCUGCCUGGAACUUUUGUUUCACUUGCUGGCAUGUUAUGCGCGUCAGCAUGUAAACAGCUAUACGGCACGGCGUAUUGGACGCCCAAUGAAAUUGUAGAGCAAUGGCUGAGCACAGAUUAUUCUAGCAAGGCUCGGGCGGCAGCCUUUUUCAUUGGAAUAGGUUUUACAAGUUCGCAAGUUUUCUUGAACCUUACUCAAAAUGGUUAUGCUUGCGGAAUGGAUUUAGCAGGUAUAUUCCCUCGUUUCAUUGACGUCACUAGGGGCACACUAUUCGUUCAAUUGAUAUCCUGGGUAGUGCAACCUUGGACCUUUUUCAAUACGUCUUCGACGUUUUUAAAUGCCAUGAGCUCCUACGGUAUAUUCGUGACGCCAAUCAUGACUUUGAACAUCAUUGAAUUUUAUUGGAUUCGAAAAUCAAAGAUUACAUUAAUAGAUUUUUUUACGUCAUCCAAAAAAGGAGCGUAUUGGUAUUCACAGGGAACUGACUGGAAGUCUACUUUUUGUCUCAUAACUGGCGUUGUUUUAGGGAUACCUGGUCUCGUUUAUCAAGCAAGGCCGGAGCUCAAGGUUAACUCAUCUAUGAUGAAUUUCUACUACGGCUAUAUUUUCUUCAUUCCGAUAAUAACAGGCGGAUUGUAUGGAUUACUGUCCUUACUUUUCCCUACUACUCACGAAAAAACAGGCCAGAUAGACGUCGUAGACUACUUCGACUGUUUCUCAGACUCAGAACUAUCAAAAUUCGGAAUGCUUCCGUUUUGUGAUUCGCAUAGUAACGUGUUCGAGUACAUUGAAGCUCAGGAGCUUGAUCAUUUCGACAAUACUGUUUCUGGCAAAGGAAGCGAAAAAUAG